CGGCUGGUACUUUCGCUUUCCUGAGCACAGUCUCCAGAGAGUCCCGGCUGCUGCCCGGAACGACGCCCCUCACACCCGGGACGGAGCCGAGGCGACCCGAGCGCCCGGGAGAGGCAGUAGCUCCCCGACCCCGCCCAGCCUGCCGGAUCGGGCGCGCCGAAAAGUUUUCGUUUACGCUGUGUCACUCCCAGAGGGCUGUCGAGGUUAGGCGCUAGCGCCCGGUGCAUGCAAACCCAACAGUCUUGGCAUCUGACGUGCUGUGUGUAGCUGCUGCUCGGGUUGAAUCCCCAGCCUUUCGCUGGGGCACAAGGUAGCAGGAUGUCCCAGUGGUAUGAACUUCAGCAGCUUGACUCCAAAUUCCUGGAGCAGGUUCACCAGCUCUAUGAUGACAGUUUCCCCAUGGAAAUCAGACAGUACCUGGCACAGUGGCUAGAAAAGCAAGACUGGGAGCAUGCCGCCAAUGACGUUUCAUUUGCCACCAUCCGUUUCCAUGACCUUCUAUCACAGCUGGAUGAUCAAUACAGUCGCUUUUCUUUGGAGAAUAAUUUUUUGUUGCAGCAUAACAUAAGGAAAAGCAAACGCAAUCUUCAGGAUAAUUUUCAAGAAGACCCAAUACAGAUGUCUAUGAUCAUUUGCAGCUGUCUGAAGGAGGAAAGGAAGAUCCUGGAAAAUGCUCAGAGAUUUAAUCAGGCUCAGUCGGGGAAUAUUCAGAGCACUGUGAUGUUAGACAAACAGAAGGAGCUUGACAGCAGAGUCAGAAAUGUGAAGGACAAGGUUAUGUGUAUAGAGCAGGAAAUCAAGACCCUCGAAGAUUUACAAGAUGAAUAUGACUUUAAAUGCAAAACCUCGCAGAACAGAGAGCAUGACGCCAAUGGUGUGGCGAAGAAUGAUCAGAAACAAGAACAGAUGUUGCUCCAGAAGAUGUAUUUAAUGCUUGACAAUAAGAGAAAGGAAGUAGUUCACAAAAUAAUAGAGUUGUUGAAUGUCACUGAACUUACCCAGAAAGCCCUGAUUAACGAUGAGCUGGUGGAGUGGAAGCGGAGACAGCAGAGUGCCUGCAUCGGGGGACCCCCGAACGCCUGCCUCGAUCAGCUGCAGAACUGGUUCACCAUAGUCGCGGAGAGUCUGCAGCAGGUUCGUCAGCAGCUUAAAAAGCUUGAGGAACUGGAGCAGAAGUACACCUACGAACACGACCCUAUCACGAAAAACAAGCAAGGGCUCUGGGACCGCACCUUCAGCCUCUUCCAGCAGCUCAUUCAGAACUCAUUUGUGGUGGAAAGACAGCCUUGUAUGCCAACGCAUCCUCAGAGGCCACUGGUCUUGAAGACUGGGGUGCAGUUCACGGUGAAGUUGAGACUGUUGGUGAAAUUGCAAGAGCUGAAUUAUAAUCUGAAAGUCAAAGUCUUAUUUGAUAAAGAUGUGAAUGAGAGAAAUACAGUAAAAGGAUUUAGAAAGUUCAACAUUUUGGGCACACAUACGAAAGUGAUGAACAUGGAGGAGUCCACCAAUGGGAGUCUGGCAGCAGAAUUCCGACACCUGCAACUGAAAGAACAGAAAAAUGCUGGCACCAGAACUAAUGAGGGCCCUCUCAUCGUUACUGAAGAGCUUCACUCACUUAGUUUUGAAACCCAGUUGUGUCAGCCUGGUUUGGUCAUUGACCUUGAGACGACCUCUCUGCCCGUUGUGGUGAUCUCCAACGUCAGCCAGCUCCCGAGCGGUUGGGCCUCCAUUCUGUGGUACAACAUGCUGGUGGCAGAACCCAGGAAUCUGUCCUUCUUCUUGAACCCACCUUGUGCACGAUGGUCUCAGCUUUCGGAGGUGCUGAGUUGGCAGUUUUCUUCUGUCACCAAAAGAGGUCUCAGUGUGGACCAGCUGAACAUGCUGGGAGAGAAACUUCUUGGUCCUAAUGCUGGCCCCGAUGGUCUCAUUCCGUGGACAAGGUUCUGUAAGGAAAAUAUAAACGAUAAAAAUUUCCCUUUCUGGCUUUGGAUUGAAAGCAUCCUUGAACUCAUUAAAAAACACCUGCUCUCUCUCUGGAACGAUGGGUGUAUCGUGGGCUUUAUCAGCAAGGAGCGAGAGCGUGCUCUGCUCAAGGACCAGCAGCCAGGCACGUUCCUGCUGCGCUUCAGUGAGAGCUGCCGCGAAGGGGCCAUCACGUUCACGUGGGUGGAGCGCUCCCAGAACGGAGGAGAGCCUUACUUUCAUGCGGUCGAACCCUACACGAAGAAAGAACUUUCUGCUGUUACUUUUCCUGAUAUCAUUCGCAAUUACAAAGUCAUGGCUGCUGAAAAUAUUCCAGAGAAUCCCCUGAAGUAUCUGUAUCCAAAUAUCGAUAAGGACCAUGCCUUCGGAAAGUAUUACUCCAGGCCCAAGGAAGCUCCAGAACCGAUGGAACUUGAUGGCCCUAAAGGAACUGGAUACAUCAAGACUGAAUUGAUUUCUGUAUCUGAAGUUCACCCUUCUCGACUUCAGACUACAGACAACCUUCUUCCCAUGUCUCCUGAGGAGUUUGACGAGGUGUCUCGCAUAGUGGGCUCUGUGGAAUUCGACAUGAUGAACGCAGUAUAGAGCAUGAAUUUUACUCAUCUUCCCUGGCGACAUUUUUCCCUCCCAUCUGUGAUCCCCUCCUGCUGCUCUGUUCCUUCACAUCCUGUGUUUCUAGGGAAAGGAAAGCAAGGCUGACAAAUUUGCUGCAACCUGUUGAUAGCAAGUGGAUUUUUCCCUCAUUCAGAAACAUCUGUUGCUCUGAAGGGCUUCAUGCAUCUUAUUAAAGGUAAAAUUGAGAGACCCUCUCCACAGAGUGGGUUUGACAAACGAACAACAUUCAGAUACACCCACAACCUCAGGACUAGAGUGCGAGUCCCUCGGGAAAGGGGAGAAGUUGAGCAGCGUGUGGCAAAUACUAUGCAUAAAGUCAGUGCCCAACGGUUAUGGGUUGUUGGAUAGAUGGCACAGUUAUUUAGGAAACUUCUUGAUGUAGGAUUGACAAAUUUCUGUUCUGGAGAAUUCUUACUUGUUCUCUCUGCUUGAAGUAUGGCUAUAAGUUUUCCACUAGUUUACCUAUGUGAAAUAGUUCAAAGCUAAGUUUACUUAGAAUUACAUCAACUCUUUUUCCAAAGGUAGCCAGCCUGUAUCUGGGCAGGGAAUAAAAGUUGUGUUCUUUAUUUUAUUACAUCUUCCGCCCUGGCCGUUUAAAGCUAAAGGCAAAUUCUCUCUCUUGAGAGAAUUAGCUUUUCUGUUUGUUAUGGGUUUAUGAUACUGGCUAAUAUCAAUAGAAGGAAGUACCUUUUCCAAAUUCAUGAGUAGUGUUUUCUCUUUAAACUUUAAUAUCCACAGCUGAAUAUAUUCGGCCUUCAACAUGGUCACUAGUAAAUGAAAUUGUCUUCACAGUUCUCUCAAGGGAGCCAGGCUAUUGACAACAGCUCUCUCAAGGCAAAUCCUCUUAUUUUCCAAAAAGUUGAAAUUAAUCAUAGAUGUAGGCAAACUCAAAUCUAAUUCAUGUUUUUUAAAUGGGUUAAUUUGUCUUUAUUGUUAUUAGCUGGUAUUUAGUCUAUUAGUGAUAAACUUUUCAAAUUGAGAAGAAAAAAUAGUAACCGACAAAUCAUUAACCAGAAAUAAUAUGAGAAUCAAUAAUCUGAAAACUUGGCUGUGUAACUGCAUUAAGAAUUGCAUAUUUUUCACUGAUAAAUGUGUUUCUCUGACAAAUACAUUUGCAAAUGAUUCCA
Molecule: messenger RNA, 3725 nt
Organism: Equus quagga
Lineage: Eukaryota; Metazoa; Chordata; Mammalia; Perissodactyla; Equidae
Product: signal transducer and activator of transcription 1
Exons: 25
Coding region: 319-2568 (749 amino acids)
Biological process (GO): regulation of transcription by RNA polymerase II; regulation of cell population proliferation; defense response
Molecular function (GO): DNA-binding transcription factor activity, RNA polymerase II-specific; RNA polymerase II cis-regulatory region sequence-specific DNA binding
Source: RefSeq, a predicted model, not a curated record